Podarcis raffonei (Aeolian wall lizard) is the source of this 3838-nucleotide messenger RNA. RefSeq names its product protein kinase cGMP-dependent 2 (gene PRKG2). Gene Ontology annotation, biological process: protein phosphorylation. The coding region runs from base 378 to 2723 and encodes 781 amino acids. NCBI's taxonomy places the organism in Eukaryota, Metazoa, Chordata, Lepidosauria, Squamata, Lacertidae. The transcript is spliced from 19 exons. The record is from RefSeq and is a predicted model, not a curated record. Gene Ontology annotation, molecular function: ATP binding; cGMP-dependent protein kinase activity.
CUCCUAUCCCCGCCGAGCCCCAAGCAAGCCGGCUCCCCUUCCUCCCUCCCUCCUUCCCGGCCUCGAGCGAAGGGCAAGCGGCGGGGCUGGCACGAGGAGGCGGCUCCUGCCUGCGCUCUCCUCCCCUUCCCUCCCCUGCGCGCCGGAGAGAGAGGCAGGCAGGCAGCAACCCUUGCCACCUCCGCCUCUUGCAAGCAGCCGCGGCUGGAGCUAGGAGGCGGCGGCGGUGCCCGCAGAACGCGCUGCCCGUCCCUCGCAGCCUCCGCGCCCGCCUGCCUCUGUCUCUCUGGGCCCCGCGGCUCCGGGCAAGAGGCCGGCUGCGUCCCUGGAAACCCAGUGCCCGGAGCCAGGGCUGACCGGGCAGGUCACCUGCCCAAAUGGGAAAUGGGUCAGUGAAACACAAGUACCUGAAGAGGCCAGACAGUCAUGUGGGAAACUGCCCUCUGGGCUGCUCAGGGAGCAGCAAGUUCCUGAAAGACCCGGGACUGAACAUCAGUACCAUCACAGGUGCGGCGGAUAUUCUGAGAAGCAAGAUCUGGGAGCUCGAGAGGGAGCUGAAGAGGCAGGAGGAAGAACUCCAUGAGAGGAACUACCACAUCAUCGAGCUGCAGGAGCAGCUGGCGAAGCAAACCCGGACCAUUGCCGACCUCACCGAAGAGCUUAAGUGCAAAUGCAUCCAGCUCAACAAGCUGCAGGAUGUUGUGGACACCCAGGGGGCAAACCCCUUCCUGUUCUCCCCUCUUAAAGAAGCGCCCAGGGCCAACCAUGCAGCCCCCUGCAGCAACAGGAGGAGAGGCGCGAAGGAAGGCGUGUCUGCAGAGCCCACGAGCCGGACGUACGACUUGAGCGAGCAGCCUCGCUUCUCCUUCGAAAAGGCGAGAGUCAGAAAGGCCUCCAGUGAGAAAAAGCUCAUCACAGAUGCCCUGAGUAGAAACCAAUUUCUGAAGAGGCUGGACCCGCAGCAGAUCAGAGAUAUGGUGGAAUGUAUGUAUGGGAGAACAUACCAGCAAGGGAGCUACAUAAUUAAACAAGGAGAGCCUGGCAACCAUAUAUUUGUACUGGCAGAAGGCAGGUUGGAAGUCUUUCAGCAGAACAAACUUCUCUCUUCGAUUCCUGUGUGGACAGCGUUUGGGGAGCUGGCCAUUUUGUACAACUGCACAAGGACGGCCUCGGUGAAAGCUGUCACCAGCGUGAAAACAUGGGCAUUAGACAGAGAGGUUUUCCAGAAUAUAAUGAGGAGGACAGCACAAGCAAGGCAUGAGCAAUACAGAAACUUCCUCAGAAGUGUUUCUCUGCUGAAGAAUCUACCUGAAGAUAAACUGACAAAGAUUAUAGACUGCUUGGAAGUGGAAUACUAUGACAAAGGUGAUUAUGUUAUUCGGGAGGGAGAGGAAGGAAGCACCUUCUUUGUUAUAUCCAAAGGGAAGGUUAAGGUGACCCAAACUGCAGAAGGUCAGACACAGUCUCAGCUCAUUAAAACGCUGCAGAAAGGAGAUUACUUUGGGGAAAAGGCCCUCAUCAGUGACGACGUCAGGUCUGCUAAUAUAAUUGCCGACGAAAACGACGUGGAGUGUCUUGUCAUAGACAGAGAAACCUUCAAUCAAACAGUUGGGACUUUUGAAGAACUCCAGGCAUACCUUGCGGGUUAUGUGGCUACCCUGGCUCGGGACGAUGAAAAAAGACAAGCUCAAGUUUCUUCCUUGGAGCAGCUACCCAGCGACGUCUCUUUGGAGAUGAUACAGCUGAAAGAAAAAGUAACCCAGUUUCCUUCCUCCUGCCCAUUUCAGAACCUGGAAAUUGUUGCCACCCUGGGUGUUGGUGGAUUCGGAAGAGUGGAACUUGUGAAAGUGAAGAACGAGAACAUAGCAUUUGCCAUGAAAUGUAUCAAGAAGAAACACAUAGUGGAUACCAAACAGCAGGAGCACAUUCACUCUGAAAAGAAAAUUCUAGAAGAAGCCUGCUCUCCCUUCAUUGUGAAAAUGUACCGCACUUUCAAAGACAACAAAUACGUUUACAUGCUCUUGGAAGCCUGUCUUGGUGGUGAGCUGUGGAGUAUCCUGAGAGACAGAGGGAGCUUUGAUGAAACCACUACAAAGUUCUGUGUUGGAUGUGUGACGGAAGCUGUCGAAUAUUUGCAUUACAUCAGUGUGAUCUACAGGGACUUGAAGCCCGAAAAUUUAAUUUUGGACGCUCAAGGAUAUAUAAAGCUGGUUGAUUUUGGGUUCGCUAAGAAGAUUGGAGCUGGGCAAAAGACCUGGACGUUCUGCGGGACUCCCGAGUACGUUGCCCCUGAAGUCAUCCUGAAUAAAGGACACGAUUUCAGCGUGGACUUCUGGUCUCUUGGUAUCCUAGUGUAUGAGCUGCUGACAGGAAAUCCUCCAUUUUCUGGGGUCGAUCAAAUGAUGACCUACAAUUUGAUUCUGAAAGGCGUCGAAAGGCUGGAUUUUCCCAGGAUAAUAACAAAGCGGCCUGAAGACUUGAUUCGGCGGCUCUGCAGGCAAAAUCCUACCGAGAGGUUAGGAAAUCUGAAGAAUGGUAUCCAUGAUAUUAAGAGGCAUAGGUGGCUGAACGGUUUUAACUGGGAAGGACUCAAGGCAAGGAAGUUAACGUCUCCUUUAAAAAGAGAGCUUUCUGGUCCAAUGGAUUACAGCUACUUCGACCGAUACCCUCCUGAACAGGGAACCCCACCAGAUGAGCUUUCAGGCUGGGAUAAAGACUUCUAAGAGGAGAAGAGAAGAGGCAGGCUUAUAGAUCAACAAAUAUGAGCAUCCACAGAUUGUUUGUACUAGUCAUGUAACAUAAUUCUUAGGAGCCCAACCCAGCUGCAUUCAGAUCAAGGAGACUUCUGCAUUUAGAGUGAGCUGGACACAGACGCCGACGCGCCUCCCCCCCCUUUUAUCUUGCUUUGCAACUUCACAGCAUGACAGGUUUUGCCUUGUCCUUUGAAGGAUGGGGCAGUGGCCCAGUGGCAAGAAGCAUCACCCCUUGUUUAAUUGCAAACAGAAGUUCUUCAUCUCUCGUAGAGAUGUGUGACACAGUGGUACCUUGGAAGUCCAAUGGAAUCCGUUCCGGAAGUCCGUUCGACUUCCAAAGCUCCUGCAGCCAAUCAGAAGCCGUGUCGGACGUUCGGGUUCCAAAGAACGUUCUCAAACCAGAACAGUCACUUCUGGGUUUGCGGCGUUCGGGAGUAAAAACGUUCGACUUGCAAGGUGUUUGGGAUCCAAGAUAUGACUGUAUUGGCAACCCUGAGCCCUCAGGAUGAGGAAUGGAAAGAUGCAGGAGAGCAGAGCAGCAUUCUGAAUGACUUCGUGAAGGUGGCCUAUUCUGGUCAUCUUCCAGGGUAAACAAAAUCCACACUUAAAAGUAGCUUUUUAAAUAUCCCGCUCAUGUUGUGAUGUACAGAAGCCCCACGUGAAGCACUCAGGAGCCAGGCUGUAUUUUAAGUAGCGCUUUAUUCCAGUUGCAGACUUGCAUCAGGAUAAAGCAGUCUUCUUAACAUCCAGGAAUUGGCAUACACAGGUGGGAUUACUGCAUACGCAUAUGCACCAUACAUAUGCAUUGCUACAGAAAAAUGCUAUUAAUAUCAGUGCAGACAGGAGCUAAAAGGAUUGUGCCAUAUUGUUACAAGAUGGCCAACUUACACUUUCAACAAGAAAGGCAAUUAUUGCAGAACAAUUACGUUCAGUAUGGUAGACUUCCCCCCAAAAUAACUGUUCUCUCUGUGUGGGGUUUUUUUAUAUAUAUAAAAAGCUUGAUUUAGCAGAGAUUUCAGCAUAUAUUUCUGAAGUCAAUUCCUGUGCAUUAUUGGUGCCUCACAACAUAUUGAAAAACCAUGAAG